Ogataea angusta is the source of this 1650-nucleotide messenger RNA. RefSeq lists its product as uncharacterized. NCBI's taxonomy places the organism in Eukaryota, Fungi, Ascomycota, Pichiomycetes, Pichiales, Pichiaceae. The record is from RefSeq and is a predicted model, not a curated record. The transcript has a single exon. Gene Ontology annotation, biological process: proteolysis. The coding region runs from base 1 to 1650 and encodes 549 amino acids. Gene Ontology annotation, molecular function: aspartic-type endopeptidase activity.
AUGUUCCAGCUGAAGGUGCUGUUCUUGGCCUUGCUCACGACCGCCACGGCAAAAAACACGACUUCGGCCUCUGCCACCGUCGACUGGCUACCGGUUUUCGAGCUCAGGGUCAGAGACAACAGAGCCUUCGACUACACGGUCGAAAUAGGAAGUCCUCAACAAUCACUGGAGUUACGGCUGGACGUGGGAAACGCGAACCUGUGGGUGCCCGGCGCCGACAGCUUCACGGCGUGCCCCACCACGCGCGCGUCCUCCACCACAGCAGACUCCUCUGCCACGGAAUCCGCGUCCGCGUACACAACCCCUUGCGCUCCGCUGGGUGUCUACGACCUCAACAGCUCUUCAAGCGGGACGUAUUUUUCUGGUGAACAAGGCAUCGCCGUUGCGAGCGUCGACGACGCCACGGGAGUCGACUACUCGUACCUCGACGGUAUCGGAGUUUCGGGGUAUCUGGCAGUCGACGAUUUCGACUUCCCGAUCUACGACGCAUACGAAAACGGCUCUUCUGUCAACCACUCGCUGGCAUUCCAGGACGUCAGGUUCCUGUACGCCAACGACUCGAAUGUGAACACGGGUGCGCUCGGGCUGGGAAUCCCGUGCCACGACUACUCUGUGAGUUUCAUUGACUACUUCAAAGAAGCAAACUUCAUUCAAAACAGUUCCUACUCGCUGAUCACAAGCACGCUAAACAGCAGCGACCCGGUUCUGAUUUUGGGUGGGGUUUCGUCGACGCGAAUCUCCGGCAACUUCUACCAGUACGACUUCAUCCCCGUGGUUGAUGUCACUCAGCGUUUUGUCACCGUCAACGGCGGAUACACCGAUACGCUGCCGAUAAUCCCUAUAACCGGCAUCGGAGUCACGGCAAACGACGGCGAGACAGUUAUCUUCCCCAACACCUUCACCGAGGAAAACGACACGGGAACGUACCCGAAACCUGCUCUCCUGGACUCGCGGACGCUGUACAACUUCAUUCCGUACUCGACGCUCAUCGAGCUGGCGCUGGAGCUCAAUGCGUACUAUGCUAGCGACAUGGACGUCUGGCUUGUCGACUGCGAUAUUGGCUCGGUCGGCACGAUCGACAUCCAUCUCGGAGACCUUGUGGUGAAGAUGCCGAUCAGCAGUGUGCUGUACGAGCAGAAGAACGAGGACGGCUCGGAUCUCGUGUUCCAGAGCGGCGACAAAGCCUGUGCCCUGGCUUUUCUUCCAGAUAACACCUUCGGGUACUCUCUGCUCGGCAUUCCUUUCCUCAAGAACAUCUAUUUGGCCGUCAACAACGAUUACAGAACGCUGGCAAUCUCCAACAUUGUGCGCGACGACGAAAAGAACUCGAAAGCAGACGUUUUCUAUCCAAUGGACUCAGGAACCAUUCCUCUCGCUCAGUAUAAUAAUAUUUCCAGCUACUCGGAAAUCACCAUGACUGUCACCACGUACGCUCUGAAACCCUCGCAGCUGCCCAAAUUCACCGAGGCGUUUGUUUCCGACGGCGAAGUGUACCUGACGGGCACAGACGACUCGCCGUCUACCUCGGCAGGCCCAUCUCCCUCCGGCUCCUAUUCAAGCUCGGCCAGAAACGCCGCUUCGAGCCACCGCUCAAGCACGGUACUGCCGUCCCUGCUGGGUCUCCUGGUGCUCUUUGUGUACCUUCUCUGA